Messenger RNA from Tachysurus fulvidraco (yellow catfish), 998 nucleotides. It is a transcript of the gene crybgx, whose product is annotated as crystallin beta gamma X. The transcript is spliced from 7 exons. The coding region runs from base 236 to 859 and encodes 207 amino acids. NCBI's taxonomy places the organism in Eukaryota, Metazoa, Chordata, Actinopteri, Siluriformes, Bagridae. The record is from RefSeq and is a predicted model, not a curated record. Gene Ontology annotation, molecular function: structural constituent of eye lens. Gene Ontology annotation, biological process: visual perception; lens development in camera-type eye.
UGUCACCUGAGCUAGGAUUGAUCACAAUUUUCCCGCCAACAGAUUACCAGUCCAAUCAGCUGUCCGCUUGGGAGCGAGACGUGCACGUGCAGAAGGAGGGGUUUUUCUGAAUACAGCCUAUCAAUGCAGAAAAGCUGUAGAGAAUCAGAUGAAAACAGAAUGAGCAUUCUGGUACUUCCUUAUUCUCUCAUGCUGGUGUAUUUAAGGAGAAUUGUUGUUCCCUCCAUGAGUGGAAAUGAACAUCUUUACUAAAGUCCCUGGAAUAGCCCAACAAGCCAGCAAGCUGGGGUCAGUGCUCCAACGUGCAUUUUACGGGUCCAGUGGGAAGGUGACCCUUUUUGAGCAGAGGAACUUUGCCGGACGGCGAUUGGACCUCAGUGCAGACUGCCAGAAACUGAGCGACAAGAACUUUCCUGAGAGAUGUAACUCUGUCCAGGUGGAGAGUGGAGCCUGGGUGGGCUAUGAGCAUGAGCACUUCCGUGGGCGCCAGUAUUUGUGGGACAUGUCUGAUCGGGGAGAAUAUAACUGCACAGAUAGGUGGUGUGGCCAAGGAGACCAAAUCUCAUCAGUACGCUCUGUCAAGCAGGAUACAACCCCUCCACGUGCUCAGCUGUUUGAGAGGCAAGGUUUCUCUGGGAGAAAGACCGAGCUUCAGGACGACAUCCCCAACCUCAUGGCAAGAUAUAACCUGAACAGAGCCUCUUCAAUCCGGGUGCUGGGUGGAGCCUGGGUGGUGUACCAGGAGCCCAAUUACAGAGGAUCCCACUAUAUCCUGGAAAGGAAAGACUACAGCAACUACUCAGAUUGGGGAGCUCAGAACAGCACUGUGGGCUCCAUGCGCAGAAUUCGCUUCAGCUGAAUUCCUCCUAACCUUGUACUCUAACCCUGUUAAAUCCCUCCAAACCCCCUCUGACAUUUUUACACUCAUCAUGCAAGCCACAAACAAUCCACAUCGCAGCAGAAAACUAUUUUAGUAAUAAACCUAUGGAAAAGACAAA